AUGUUCAGUAAAUUCGCUCUCACUGGCAGCCUUUUGGCUGGAGCGGUCAACGCUCAGGGCGUGGGCACCCAGCAGACGGAGACUCAUCCUCAGAUGACCUGGCAGUCGUGUACUUCUCCGUCCAGCUGCACGACCAACCAGGGAGAGGUUGUCAUCGAUUCCAACUGGCGUUGGGUCCACGAUAAGGAUGGCUACGUUAACUGCUACACUGGCAACACAUGGAAUACUACUCUCUGCCCGGAUGACAAGACCUGUGCGGCGAACUGUGUUCUCGAUGGCGCUGACUACUCGAGCACCUACGGCAUUACGACGAGCGGGAACGCCCUCUCUCUCCAGUUCGUCACCCAAAGCUCUGGCAAGAACAUUGGAAGUCGCACAUACUUGAUGGAAUCGUCGACCAAGUACCACUUGUUCGAUCUGAUCGGCAACGAGUUCGCCUUCGACGUCGAUCUGAGCAAGUUGCCGUGCGGCCUCAACGGAGCUCUGUACUUCGUCACCAUGGAUGCUGAUGGCGGCAUGGCCAAGUACUCAACCAACACCGCCGGCGCCGAGUACGGAACUGGCUACUGCGACAGCCAGUGCCCUCGCGAUCUGAAGUUCAUCAACGGUCAGGGAAAUGUCGAGGGCUGGACACCCUCCACCAACGACGCCAACGCCGGCGUCGGCGGCCUGGGCUCCUGCUGCUCGGAGAUGGACGUCUGGGAGGCCAACUCGAUGGACAUGGCCUACACGCCGCACCCAUGUGAGACGGCAGCACAGCACUCGUGCAACGCAGAUGAGUGCGGCGGAACCUACUCUUCUUCCCGCUACGCCGGCGACUGCGACCCGGACGGGUGCGACUGGAACCCCUUCCGCAUGGGUAACAAGGACUUCUACGGCAGCGGCGACACAGUCGACACGAGCCAGAAGUUCACCGUCGUCACGCAAUUCCAUGGGUCCGGCAGCAGCCUCACCGAGAUCUCGCAGUACUAUAUCCAGGGCGGCACCAAGAUCCAGCAGCCCAACUCGACCUGGCCCACGCUCACGGGCUACAACAGCAUCACUGACGACUUUUGCAAGGCGCAAAAGGUCGAGUUUAACGACACUGAUGUCUUUAGCGAGAAGGGCGGCCUUGCUCAGAUGGGUGCGGGUAUGGCUGAUGGCAUGGUGCUGGUCAUGUCCCUGUGGGAUGAUCACUACGCCAACAUGCUCUGGCUCGACUCGACCUACCCGGUCGAUGCUGAUGCAUCUUCUCCCGGCAAGCAGCGUGGUACCUGCGCUACCACCAGUGGUGUGCCUGCUGAUGUUGAGUCUUCAGACGCGUCUGCUACCGUCAUCUAUUCCAACAUCAAGUUCGGCCCCAUCGGCGCCACUUACUAG
Cryphonectria parasitica EP155 is the source of this 1359-nucleotide messenger RNA. It is a transcript of the gene cbh1, whose product is annotated as family 7 glycoside hydrolase. Gene Ontology annotation, biological process: carbohydrate metabolic process. Bases 1 to 1359 code for a protein of 452 amino acids. The record is from RefSeq and is a predicted model, not a curated record. Gene Ontology annotation, molecular function: hydrolase activity, hydrolyzing O-glycosyl compounds. NCBI's taxonomy places the organism in Eukaryota, Fungi, Ascomycota, Sordariomycetes, Diaporthales, Cryphonectriaceae. The transcript is spliced from 7 exons.